Hyposmocoma kahamanoa is the source of this 2736-nucleotide messenger RNA. RefSeq names its product cysteine--tRNA ligase, cytoplasmic (gene CysRS). Gene Ontology annotation, biological process: cysteinyl-tRNA aminoacylation. The coding region runs from base 1 to 2172 and encodes 723 amino acids. Gene Ontology annotation, molecular function: cysteine-tRNA ligase activity; ATP binding. Gene Ontology annotation, cellular component: cytoplasm. The transcript is spliced from 11 exons. The record is from RefSeq and is a predicted model, not a curated record. NCBI's taxonomy places the organism in Eukaryota, Metazoa, Arthropoda, Insecta, Lepidoptera, Cosmopterigidae.
AUGUCUAAAAGAAGCCAGCCAACUUGGUCUCUGCCUUCAAGCGGACAGAAGAGGCCAGUAUUGAAGUUGUACAACAGUUUAACUCGUCAGAAAGAAGAGUUUGUGUGCACUAACAGAAAUCGCAUUAAUUGGUAUAGUUGUGGUCCUACGGUCUACGAUGCAUCACAUAUGGGUCAUGCCAGAUCCUACAUUUCGUUUGAUAUUCUAAGGCGAAUUCUAGGAAACUACUUUGGAUAUGAUAUCCUAUUUGUGAUGAACAUAACAGAUAUUGAUGAUAAAAUUAUAAAGCGAGCCCGACAAAAUUAUCUUUAUGAGCAAUAUAUGAAGGAUCAAAAAAGUUUAGAUUGUAUCACAGAUGAUGCAAGUGCAGUUGUGAAUUACUAUGAAGAAGUUGUUAAAAAUACUGGUGACCCUGAUAAAAAGAAUUCUCUUCAAAUAAUGCUAGACAAUGUGGCAUCAGCAGUAAAAGUUCUUAAAGAAGCAGUACAGUCAAAAGAUCAAGAGAAAAUCAUUCUAGCAAAGUGUGAUCUUCUUAAAUCAGCAAAAGAUCCACUAUCAGAAUGGCUGGAUACCAAAUUGGGGUCAACAGUGUCUGAUAAUGCUAUUUUUACCACCUUGCCUAGGCAUUGGGAGAAUGAAUUCCAUAAAGACAUGAAGGCACUUAAUGUGUUACCCCCAGAUGUUCUCACAAGAGUUAGUGAAUAUGUACCUCGGAUAGUAGAAUAUAUUCAGAAAAUAAUAGACAAUGGAUUAGCCUAUGAGUCAAACGGCUCUGUGUACUUUAAUGUGAGUGAAUUUGAUAGCAGAGACAAGCAUCACUAUGCACGGCUUGUACCUGAGGCUUAUGGUGAUACCAAGUCUUUGCAGGAAGGAGAAGGUGAUUUGAGUGACGACGCAGCAGAAAAGCGAUCAUCCAACGAUUUCGCCCUUUGGAAGCGAAGUAAAGCCGGCGAGCCAUCUUGGCCAUCGCCCUGGGCCCAGGGCCGACCCGGCUGGCAUAUCGAGUGCUCCGCCAUGGCCUCUGACGUCUGCGGAUCUAAGCUGGACAUACAUACUGGCGGUGUAGAUCUCAAAUUCCCGCAUCAUGAUAAUGAAAUUGCCCAAAGUGAGGCAUAUUUCGAUGAACCGGGUUGGGUGAACUACUUUCUCCAUACUGGACAUUUGACAAUCGCGGGUUGCAAGAUGUCCAAAUCUCUGAAGAAUUUUAUCACCAUCUCCGACGCGUUGAAGCGACACACAGCACGACAAUUGAGAAUCGCAUUCCUAUUACAUGGAUGGAAGGAGACACUUGAUUACUCUGAUAAUACUAUGGAAAUGGCUAUUCAGACUGAGAAGACGUUCAAUGAAUUCUUCCUAACAGUAAAAGAUGCUAUGCGCAGCGGUUAUAAUGAGGGUUGCGGCGGCGAAUGGCGCGCGGAAGAUCAACAGCUUGCCAAUAAACUGAGUACAGUUAAAGAGCAGGUGCAUGCAGCUUUCUGUGACAACAUCGACACCCGAAGUACGUUGGAUGCCUUAAGAGAGCUAGUAGGAGCUGCUCAUAUAUACUUACGUCAGACGCAACCUCGUAACGCACCUUUGCUCUGCACAGCGGCGAGAUAUGUCACUGAUAUACUUCAUAUUUGCGGUGCAAUUGAAGGCCCGAGAGGCGGCAUUGGGUUCCCUGUAGCUGAUGGUGAUGGUGUCUGUUAUGAAGAGGCAGUAAUGCCAUACCUCGAAAUGUUGAGUACAUUCCGCGGCGCAGUCCGUUCGGCGGCGCGUAAUGGGCGGGCCAACGAAGUACUCUCUCUAUGCGAUGAACUCAGAGAUGUCAUCUUACCAGAACUCGGUGUGCGGUUAGAAGACAAAGCUGAUCGCACUAUAGUGAAGAUAGUAAGUAAAGAAGAGCUAAUGAAAGAGCGUGAAGAGAAGAAGCGUAUCGAAGCAGAGAAACAGCGGAAGAAGCAGGAGUUGUUAGAAGCACAACGGCUUAAAGAAGAACAGAAGAAAAUUUCACCCGCAGAUAUGUUCAAAAAGGAUACUGACAAAUAUUCUAAGUUUGAUGAUAAGGGUCUUCCAACGCACGACCACAAAGGCAAUGAACUCAGCAAAGGCCUAAUCAAGAAGCUUCAGAAAUUGCAACAGGCUCAAGAAAAGAAGUACACUGAGUAUUUAGCCUCUAUCAACACCUGUUGACAUCAUCGCACUUGAAAUCAGGCGCAUAAAAUCGCAUUCGUAUUACACAUUUAAAAACUUAGGGUAAAAAAGUACUUAUGGGAAUGAAAUGUUUGUAUUGAAAUCUAGAUGACAAUUUUGUUCCUGUUUUUAUAAUAUAUACCUAGAAUAAUAGCUGCAUUUCAAAAGUAUAUUGGAGCAUUACACUAUUAUUACAAGUAUCGGCUGUGUGAACAAAACAACGAAUAACGUCCAUCAAAAUUUAUAAAAGUUUUCAUUCAAUAGCUACGACAAUUAAAAGAAACUACUUGUUAUGUAAUAGGCAUUAAAACGAGUGUUUUAAUGCCUAAUUAUGUACAGUUACAUAUACUGCUUUAUCUACACAUAUAUUAUAAGCUCUUUGUGAUGUGUUCGGGAACCGCACGUUACGACUGGCGAAACGGCGGCAAAUAAAAACUCUUUCUCACGCAUGUCACAUAACCUUCAUAGAUAAAAACGAAAAUAGAAACAAAAUUCAUAGACAAACUAGAAUCGGCCCUAACUAUAUAUCGUUCGAUAUCAAGUAACGUGUGAAAUUGUCAAAAU